This is a messenger RNA of Corylus avellana, 1331 nucleotides long. RefSeq names its product F-box protein CPR1-like. The record is from RefSeq and is a predicted model, not a curated record. Lineage: Eukaryota; Viridiplantae; Streptophyta; Magnoliopsida; Fagales; Betulaceae. Gene Ontology annotation, molecular function: protein binding.
GGAGAUGUAGAGGCAUUUGAUUCGAGACAAACGAUUUGCGAUCUAAAAUAUCCUCUGGCACUAGAAGGCUGAUAGUUGCAUAACACCUUUCAGCGCCGCACCGAGUACUCUUGCCGUCCUGACGUCUACUCAGUCUUUUGCGCUAUUUGAUUCGAGAGAAAAACGAUGGAAUUUCCGCAAGACUUCAUCGCCCAAAUACUCGCUCUACUCCCAGUCAAGUCUCUCUUGCGUUUUCAGUGCCUUUCGAAGCCGUGGUUUGCUCUAAUCAGAGACCCGCAUUAUUUCAUCCAUCUCAAGAACCCCAACAACGACAACAACAGAGAAAACAUUCUCAUUGCGGAGACAUUUGGGCAAGAACAGAAAAAGGAUUUCUUUUUCCUAAAUAUUAUUUCAUCCAAUGAGGAACAGUUGAGUGAGCCCGUGAGCAUCUCCCCACCCUUCUUUCGUCAGGAAAACCUCCACCACACCUCGGUGGUAGGCUGCUGCAAUAGCUUGAUUUGCAUCACCAGCUACUGUAUCACGGUUCCCUCCCACAAUUAUGAAAUUGUGAUUUGGAACCCAUCAAUCAAAAAAUACAAGAGAUUACCACCAAUCAAGCAUCCCGCGAUGCAUCUCAAUUUUGCAUUCGGGCAUGAUCCAGUCAACAACGACUACAAGGUUUUAAUGAUAGAAUUUGUGUGGAUUAAUGAUCGAAUGAAGGCGUUACGAAUUAUGGUAUAUAGUCUAAAAGCACUUUCUUGGAGAAGAGUAGAAGAUCGAUGGCCUUACAAGGAUUCAAUUUCUCUUUGGUCGGAGCCAACUUUCUUAAACGGUGCUUUCCAUUGGUUGAUUUCUACUACUCAAGGAACGACUCUUCUUGCAUUCGAUCUCACCACCGAGAAAUUUCGAGUGCAAACCCAUCCGCUUUCAAUCACGAUGGUUUUGGGGGUUUUGGGAGGAUCGCUUUGUGCUUCCGGGUUUAUUGAGGCUACAGACAAUGCCGUUUGGGGCAAUGAUGUUUGGAUGAUGAAGGAGUACGGAGUGGUGAGCAGUUGGAGUCGGCUUUAUCACUUGCCUAUGACUUUGAGUUGCCGCGACCUAGCACAAGUCCUUUUAAAAGACGGCGAAAAGGUUCUGAUGACGGACCAUACUGAUACACUCUUUUGGUACGACAUAAACAAGAAGACAUGUAGGAUUGCUGAUGUCAAAGUUCUGCUGAAUAUUAUGGAGAAGAGGUAUUGGAUAAUGUCUUGUGCGGAAAGCCUCCUUCUCCUCGACGACGGUGAUAGUGACAAUUGAAUUCAAUGGUGCGUUGAUCAUCCUCUUUGGAUUAUUUAUUUUUCUUUAUGCAU